Tachysurus vachellii is the source of this 6878-nucleotide messenger RNA. It is a transcript of the gene myo7bb, whose product is annotated as myosin VIIBb. The transcript has 46 exons. Gene Ontology annotation, cellular component: cytoskeleton; myosin complex. Bases 258 to 6728 code for a protein of 2156 amino acids. The record is from RefSeq and is a predicted model, not a curated record. Lineage: Eukaryota; Metazoa; Chordata; Actinopteri; Siluriformes; Bagridae. Gene Ontology annotation, molecular function: cytoskeletal motor activity; protein binding; ATP binding.
UAACAUCUACAUUGACGUCUUCCUCGUUCCUGUCCCUCCUAAAGAUCUGGGACUCUUACAGCUUCUUCUGCUUGGAAGUGGCAGCAGUUCGGGACGUCUUCGUGUAAAGGAACGGCACCUGGUCCUUCGUGAAGAAAUAAUGAUCUCAGGAACUUAUUUAGAAACUUUAUAGCUAGAUUUAACUAUAACUGGUCAAUGUUCAGUGUGUAAACGGGGUUUAGUUUCUCUGUGUUUUUUGUCUGGAGCGAGAAAUCUCAAUGGUGCUGCUGAGCAAGGGUGAUUAUGUCUGGAUGGACUCCGGGGUCGGGGUCCCAAUCGGGGCUCGUGUGAAAAUGUUAGACGGCAAGAAGGUGCUUCUGCUGGACGAUGAGGGAAAGGAGCGGAGUGUGUCGGCGAGCGAGCAGACGUCCCUCAGACUCAUGCACCCCACGUCGGUGGAGGGAGUGGACGAUAUGAUCAAGCUGGGUGAUCUGACCGAGGCCGGCGUGCUCAGGAACCUGCUGAUCCGACACAAACGGGACAGCAUCUACACGUACAUCGGCUCGGUGUUGGUGGCCAUGAACCCGUAUCAGCUGCUGCCCAUCUACACGGCGGAUCAGGUGCAUCUGUACCACGGCCGGCGUCUGGGUGAACUGCCCCCUCACGUCUUUGCUAUAGCAGACUGCUGCUACUACAACAUGCGGAGAAAGCAGUGUAACCAGUGCUGCAUCAUCAGUGGGGAGUCGGGAGCAGGAAAGACGGAAAGUACGAAGCUGAUCCUGCAGUUUCUGGCAGCAGUGAGCGGACAGCACUCGUGGAUCGAGCAGCAGAUUCUGCAGGCGAACCCAGUACUGGAAGCUUUUGGAAACGCCAAAACAACACGAAACGACAACUCGAGCCGCUUUGGGAAGUACAUCGAGAUCUUCUUUAAUAAAGACGGUGUGAUUGAAGGAGCUCACAUGGAGCAGUACCUGUUGGAGAAAUCUCGUGUCUGCCAUCAGGCACCUAUGGAGAGAAACUACCACAUUUUUUACUGCCUUCUUUCUGGGAUGCCCAAAGAACAAAAAAAUGCCCUUUCACUCAGUGAUGCGGCACAGUUCAAAUAUCUCACUGAGGGAAACUGCAUCUCGUGUGAAGGACGUGAUGACGAGGAAGACUUCGGCCUCAUCCGCACCGCCAUGAAAGUCCUCACCUUCUCUGACAGGGAAUGCUGGGACAUAUUUAAACUGCUGGCAGCGAUUCUUCACCUGGGCAACGUUGUGUUUGCAGCCGGCACAAUGAAUAACAUGGACUCGUGUGAGGUUUUAUCAUCAGACCAUUUCACUGUUGCUGCUAAGUUAUUAGAGGUUGAUAAAUCACACCUGGACACCAGUUUGACCUCUCGCACUUUUAUAACCAAACAAGAGCAACUGACGAAACCUCUAAGUUCAGACCAGGCUCUGGAAUGCAGGGACGCUCUGGCCAAGGCUAUUUACAUGAAACUAUUUAUGUGGAUUUUUGGGAAAAUGAACAGCGCCAUCCAUCAACAGCAGAUGAGCAACUCCGGCAAUCAGUGGAAGUCCAUCGGUCUGCUGGAUAUAUUCGGCUUUGAGAAUUUCCAAGUCAACAGUUUUGAGCAGCUGUGCAUUAAUUAUGCUAACGAGCGGCUGCAGCAGUUCUUUGUGGAGCACAUCUUCAAGCUGGAGCAGGAGGAGUACCUCAAAGAGGGUGUGACAUGGAAGAACAUCUCCUUCAUCGAUAACCAGCAUACGAUCAACCUGCUGGCUGUACAGCCGCUCAACCUGCUGUCUCUGAUUGAUGAGGAGACCCUAUUCCCCAAGGGCACAGACAAGUCCAUGUUGGACAAAAUGAACAACAAACAUCAUUCAAAUAAAAUCUACAUCCCACCCAAGUCCAACCACGUCCUGCAGUUCGGUGUCCGACAUUUUGCCGGUGUCGUCUUUUACGACUGUAAAGGGUUUCUGGAGAAGAACCGAGACAUGUUGAGUUCGGAUAUCAUCACGCUGAUCCAGAAAUCCUCCAGCAAGCUGCUCAGGCAGAUCUUUGAGAUGGAGCUGAACAACUGCCGAGUCAAACCUGUCAACAACAACAACAACAACCACCACAGGAUCAUCAUCACACAGAAGAAACCCACACGGCCGUUACAGCAGGGGAACGAGCAGCGGAGACAGAUCACACUGAUCGGUCAGUUCAGACAGUCUCUGGACAAGCUGAUGACGACCCUGUCUAUGUGCCAGCCGUUCUUCAUCCGCUGCUUCAAACCCAACGACACAAAGCUCUCCAUGGUGUUCGAUCGGGAUCUGUGCACGCAGCAGCUGCGUUAUUCCGGCGUCUUGGAGACUAUCAAAGUCCGCAAACUGGGAUAUCCAAUUCAGCACAAGUUCAAAGAUUUCCUGGGACGUUAUCGAGUUUUACUGAAGACCAUCGACUGUGACCCCAACAAGGAGUCUGUGUCUGACUGCUGUAACGCCAUCUGCAAAGCCGUCAUUAAAUGUGAAGACGACUGGAGAAUCGGCAAGACCAAGAUCUUCCUCAAGGAUCAUCAUGACUCGUUUCUGGAGCAGGAGAGAGAGCGAGAGCUCAACAGGAAAGCACUCAUCAUCCAGAGAGUGAUGCUCGGCCACAGAGACAGGAAGAAUUUCAUCAGGAAAAGAAGUGCAGCUGUGACUGUGCAGAAAAACUGGCGCUCUUACAGAGUCCGAAAAGAGUUCAUGAAACUGCGUCAGGGUUUGUUGCGUCUCCAGGCCGUGUUACGCACCAAGCAGGGUUUCUUGCAGUACAGACGCAAACGAGCCGCUGCUGUCGUACUGCAGAACCACACACGCAGCUACCUGACUAGGAAAAACCUGAAACGCAGACAAGAUGCUGCCAUACUGCUGCAGACGCAAAUCAGAGGCCUGCUCGCCAGGAAACAACUCAAACGCCUUAAAGAGGAUGCGUUUUUGUCAGCCCAGGAACGUGAGGAACGGGAACUGGAAGCUCUGGAGCUCCAGCGCAGACACAUUGAAACCAAUCGCCAAACAAGUGAGACUGAAGAUAGCGAAGAGGAGGAUACGAGUCAUGAGGAAAUGGUGGAAAAGGAGUUUCAAUUCCUUCCGAGCCCCACAGAAAGAUCGGAGGAACCGAGGCAAGACAAUACACAGCAAGAACAAACCGUGGAUUUGAAGCAGGAUGAAGAUGAAGAGGUGUUGCAGAUUGUGAUUACUCCAGCUACUAAUAACAACCCAGCUGAAGUAGAGGAAGAAAAAGAAGAAGAUGAAGAUGAAGAUGAAGAUGAUGACGAGUUCUCAUUUACAAACUUCUGUGCCCUACAUUUCCAGCAUUCUGCUACUCAUACACACAUCCAGCAGAGGCUGAAGCAGCCGCUGCUUUACCACGAGGACGAACGAGACACGCUGGCCAGUCUGACCGUUUACUGGAUCAUCAUGAGGUUCAUGGGUGAUAUUCCUGAGCAGAGCAAGGCUCGUCAGUCUCUAACCCCCAACCUGAUCCAGCAGCACCUUGGCCAGCGCCAGGGUCGGCGUAUCAGUCACCUCAUUGGUUUGGAACAGGUGAAAAACAAACUCGGCCACAAUAAGAGGAAACACUCCACCAUUCUAGAGAAUUUCCAGUUAAACAUGGAAGAAAUGGACGAAGAAGACGAUGUUCUGAUCGGAGAAGGACCCAGUUUGGAUCGUCCCAUGACCUCCUUGGAGAAACUGCACAUCAUUGUAGGAUAUGCCUUACGCAGACCUCACAUUCGAGAUGAGAUCUACUGUCAGAUCUGUAAGCAGCUGACAAAGAAUAAGAACCAGAGGAGCUGUAAGCAAGGCUGGAUUCUUCUCUCCAUCUGCCUGGGGAUCUUCCCUCCAACUGAGCUCCUGAUUCAAUACCUGGAGCAUUUUAUUCAUCGUGGUCCGGCUGAGUUCUCCUCCUCUUGCGCCGAACGCCUCCGGAGAACUCUGAUUAACGGCGAGAGGAAGGAAGUGCCGUGCUGGAUGGAGCUACAUACCACAGAGACGAAGAAGCCCAUCACUGUGGACGUGACCCUGAUGGACGGGCGUGUCCUUACACUGCCUAUAGACUCGUCCAGCACUUCAUCAGAGCUCUGCAGUGCCAUCGCAGAGAAGAUCGGUCUAAAGGAUAUGUACGGAUUCUCGCUCUACAUCUCCUACCGAGAGAAGAACUGGUCUCUGGGCAGCAGCAGGUAUCAUGUACUGGAUGCCGUUUCACUGUGUGAGCAGGAUGAGAAGAGGAAAAGAGGUGAGGAGAAGGGAGCUCAGUGGAGUGUCUCGCUCCGGAAAGAGCUCUUCACUCCGUGGCAUGACUGCACUGCUGACCUCAUCAGCACAGAGCUCAUAUACACACAGAUCAUCCACAACCUCAAGUCUGGAGAGUAUCAGUGUGAUAAGGAGGACGACUACGUGCAGCUCGCAGCAAAGCAUUAUUACAUAAAGUACGGCACAGAGAGCAGCAUGGAGAAGGCCAAAGGCAUCGUGUGGGAGUGUCUGAGCCUCAAUCUGAUCGAGAACAAAUCAGAGGUCAGGCUGGUGCAGCUGAUCAGCGACUUCCACAAGAAGGACUUCUAUAUAAACUCCAAGCCCAGUCCUGACAGUGUGAAAGCAGAAGUGGUGGACUACGCUCGUCUCAACUGGCCCAUCUACUUCUCUAAAUUUUACGAGUCUUACGUGAUUUCAGGUCCUUUACUUCAAGAAAAGGUCACGGUGGCUGUUAACUGGUACGGCGUCUCGUUUCAUGAAGGAAAAGAAGGAAAAACGUACCUGACGCUCUCUUACCCCGAGGUGACGGGGGUAGAAAUAAUCAGUGAGGGAGCUGCUGUGUCUCAGACAAGGGAGGUGGUGUGUCUCUCCACACUGAGAGGGGAGUUCAAGCUGAUGGCAGCUAAUACUCAGAACAUGGUGGAGAUUCUGUCUACGUUCCUCAGCGGGCUGAAAGAGCGCUCUGUUUACGCCGUGGCUGUUCAGGACUCCAACAGACAAGAUGAUGCAACGUUCCUGAGCUGUAAAAAGGGAGAUCUCAUCAACAUCAUCAAAGAUGGACAGUACGCUCCUGAGGGUGGCUGGAUUAACGGGAGGAGCGACAGAACUGGACAAACUGGAGCUGUUUCUACAGACACCAUCACUAUCCUGCCGACCCUGAGUAGACCCUCUAAUGACAUACUGGCUCUGCUGAACCCAGCUCAGAGGAAAUCUGUGCUGACUGCUCCACAGAAGGAGGACAUGAGCGCAGAGACAAUGGCUCAUUCUCUCAAAGACUUCUCCUAUGAGUAUUUCAGAGAGCCGGGUAAGGAUGCAGGGCGUCCAGGGCGAGCCAGGGUGCGAGAGAGACUGUGGGCCCAAUCAAAAGAACCACUCAAACAGCCGCUACUAAUGAGUCUGCAGAAAAACUCAGAGCUCAGCCUGCUGGCCUGCAUCUCUUUCACCGCUAUUCUUAAGUAUAUGGGUGACUAUCCCAUCAAAAGCACCAGGAACCCUGUAGAGCUAACAGACCAGAUCUAUGGACCUGCUGUGCAGUACCCUGACCUCAGAGAUGAAGUUUACUGCCAAAUCAUGAAGCAGCUCACCAAAAACAACAACCCGUUGAGUAAGGAGCGAGGAUGGCAGCUCUUGUGGCUUGUUUGUGGACAUUUUCCUCCCAGUCAGAAUUUGUUAAAACACACCCAACGAUUCUUAGAGUCCAGACCCAGAGAGCCGCUAUCAUCUGCUUGUCUGCACAGACUACAGGAGAUGCUCAGACUGGAAGCCAGAACAGCAGCUCCUCAUCCGGUGGAAGUAGACGCCAUCCGGCAAAACAGCUCCCAGAUCUUCCACAAAGUUCAUUUCCCUGAUAACACAGAAGAGCUUUUUGAAGUCACCUCUACUACACGGAUCCGUGAUCUGUGUCGCAGUAUUGCUGGUAACCUCAUGCUCUCUUCUGCUGAUGGCUACAGUCUGUUUGUGAAAACUGCAAGCAAGGUGGUGAGCAUGAACGAGCAGCUCUACUUCUUCGACAAUCUGAAGGAGCUCACAGAUGCUCCCAAGAAAGGAAAGAAAACCAAAGAGUCCACUCAAGCCACAGUUCCGUAUCUGGUGCUGUUCAUGAGGAAGCUCUGGUUUAACGUGAUUCCUGGGAAAGAUCUGAAGUCUGACCUCAUGUUCCACUUUCCACAGGAGUUGCCGAAGUAUCUGCAUGGUUAUCACCAGGUGGAGAAGCAGGAUCUGAUCUCUCUGGCUGGUCUCCUGUUCAGGGUGAAAGUGGACGCAGACCGAUCACAGUUCGUUAUGAUCCCCAGAAUGAUGAAGGAGCUCGUACCUGCUGAUCAGCACAAGAUCAUGUCCACUGAGGACUGGAAAAAGCACAUAAUCAGUGAGUACAAUAAGCAGGCAGGUAUCACAGUAGAAGAGGCUAAAGUGCGCUUUCUGAGGGCCAUCGCUCCCUGGCCCACGUUCGGCUGUGCUUUCUUCGAAGUGAAGCAAACAUCUGACCGUAGUUAUCCCAACGUCAUCAUCAUCUCCAUCAGCAAACAAGGUGUCAGCCUCAUCGACCCUAAGACCAAGGAGGUGCUGGUUAUGCAUCCGUUCAGCAAAAUCACUAACUGGUCCAGCGGAAACACCUACUUCCACCUGACCAUCGGCAGCCUGGUGAAAGGAAACACACUGCUGUGUGAAACCUCGAUGGGAUAUAAAAUGGACGACUUGCUGAACUCUUAUGUGAACAUGUACAUGCAGGAGAGGAUGCCGGUGAGAGAGAGAAGCCGGCACUUCUAUUAAUUAACAAACUUUAGGUCUUAAAACAUUAUUAAUGAUUACAUUUAUCUUUGUUUUAUUCACUCUGUGAUGUCAUAAAGUCAAAUUGAAAUUGUCUGUAAAAACUCUUAUGAAACUUAAAUAAACCCUCCAGCAUCUGAGUAUGAAAUAAAA